GUGCUGCUGUUCAUCUUUGUGAAACGCCAGAUCAUGCGCUUCGCCAUGAAGUCCCGCCGUGGCCCCCACGUGCCUGUUGGACAGCACGCACCCAAGGAUUUAAAGGAAGAAAUCGACAUUCGACUGUCAAGGGUACAAGACAUCAAGUACGAGCCCCGGCUGUUAGCUGAGGACGACAGCAGGCUUCUGCAGCUGGAGACGCAAGGCUGCUAUAACUACCUGUACAGGAUGAAGGCGCUGGAUGCGAUCAGAACGUCUGAAAUCCCAUUUCACACAGAGGGCCGGUACCCAAAGUCUUUAAUAGGGAAGAACUUCUGUGCCUACCUGCUGGAACUGCGGAAUUCCAGCACCUCCUUCAAAGGCAUCCGCAAAGCCUUGAUUGACACCUUGCUGGAUGGGUACGAGAGUGCCCGCUACGGCACUGGGGUCUUUGGGAAACCGGAAUAUCUGAAAUACCAGGAUGCGCUGAACGAGCUGGCAAACAUGACCAAGGCCCGGGGAGGCAGCAGCCAGCGGCAGCACCAGUCAGCAGCCAAGGACCUCACCCUCUCCCCCGAAGUCUCCAACCCCGCCACCAUCCAGGUCACCUACCUGCCUUCCAACCAGAAGAGCAAACGUGCCAAACACUUCCUGGAGCUGAAGAGCUUCAAGGACAACUACAACACGCUGGAGAGCACCCUGUGAGCUGCGCAGGGAGCACUGCUCCAGGGACCUGCCAUGAGCAGAGCCCCUUGCUGGGUGCAGC
Messenger RNA from Cariama cristata (Red-legged seriema), 745 nucleotides. It is a transcript of the gene LTAP1, whose product is annotated as chromosome unknown open reading frame, human C1orf43. Gene Ontology annotation, biological process: phagocytosis. The transcript is spliced from 6 exons. NCBI's taxonomy places the organism in Eukaryota, Metazoa, Chordata, Aves, Cariamiformes, Cariamidae. The coding region runs from base 34 to 684 and encodes 216 amino acids. The record is from RefSeq and is a predicted model, not a curated record.